AUGUGGCACGUGGUGAUCAGGGCCACCCGCUUGACUCAGCCGGGCCCCGAGACCCAAGUGCGGCACAUUAAGCGGGUGGUGGUGCACAAACACUACCCUGGAGGAUCAGCUGAUGUCCUGCAGGAGGCCAAGGUCCGCCUCAUCGAUGUCAAGCUCUGUAACAGCAGCCGGGGCUACAGAGGGGUCAUCCACAGCCACAACUUGCGUGCUGGCUAUCCGCAGGGCGGCAUCGACACCUGCCAAGGUGACAGUGGUGGUACUCUCAUUGGAGACGCCACCUACGACUACUACUGGCUCACUGGAGUGACCAGCUGGGGGAAAGGCUGUGCGAGACCAAACCAGCCCGGAGUCUACACCUCCACCCAGCACUUUUACAACUGGAUCCUGCUACUGGAUCCAGUCCUGCGCUGGACUGCACCCAGCUCCAGCAUCGCAGGCGUGGAGUCAUUUUCUCACUGCCUCAGCCCCCUUUCAGAGGCCAAGACCAACACCAACACAAUAAGGCAGGGUUAG
Messenger RNA from Tauraco erythrolophus (red-crested turaco), 513 nucleotides. NCBI's taxonomy places the organism in Eukaryota, Metazoa, Chordata, Aves, Musophagiformes, Musophagidae. The record is from RefSeq and is a predicted model, not a curated record.